Hordeum vulgare subsp. vulgare (domesticated barley) is the source of this 987-nucleotide messenger RNA. Its product is annotated as BAG family molecular chaperone regulator 4-like. Lineage: Eukaryota; Viridiplantae; Streptophyta; Magnoliopsida; Poales; Poaceae. The coding region runs from base 248 to 736 and encodes 162 amino acids. The transcript has a single exon. The record is from RefSeq and is a predicted model, not a curated record. Gene Ontology annotation, molecular function: protein binding.
CUUUUCGCGCCCGCGCACGGCUCUCGUCCCUGUCGCCACUGCCGACCUUGUCCUCAUCCUCGACACCUUCCUCCUCCUUUAAAAUCCCAAGCAUCCCUCCGUCAAGCCUCACGCCGCACAACACCCAUUUGAGCAGCAAGCUAUCCAUCCAUCCAUCAAGUGAUCGAUCAUCCAUCAUAAAGCGCGCGCGCACGCACACACACACGAGGCAGGCGGAGGGGAACAGAGAGAGCGCGGAGGAGCAGAGAUGGUGAAGAUUCCGAGCCCGAGGAGGCUGUUCAGGAGCCGGUCCAAGACCACGGCGGGCAUCGGCGGUGGCUUGGACAUGUGCGCGAUGGUGGCCGAGCACGAGAGGAUCGAGUGGGAGGUGCGGCCGGGCGGGAUGCUGGUGCAGAAGCGCCGGGGGCCGGACGACGACGGCGUGGUCGAGGCCAUCCUGGUGCGGGUCUCCGCCGGCUGCGGCGGGUGGCAGCACGACGUGUCCAUCGACGCCACGGCCACCUUCGGCGACCUCAAGGUGCUGCUGUCGCUGGCCACCGGGCUGUGGCCCAGGGAGCAGCGGCUGCUGUACCGUGGCAGGGAGCGGGACGACGGCGACCACCUGCACAUGGCCGGCGUCCAGGACAAGGACAAGGUGCUGCUCCUGGAGGACCCCGCCGUGACCGAGAGGAAGCUCCGGUCCACCACCCUCGCGCAGCUCAUGGGGGUGCCAUGCCACUCCUUCAUCCAAGUCUAAGAGAGACCCAUACCCCUCUCGCCUGCUGGGUUUGUGUGGGCAAAGAUCUGCUAGGUGUGUGUGUGUUAACUGAGUGUUAACAUCGUUCGUUUCUUUCUUCAGAGUUUUUCUCCGGGUUUAAUCCAGGGCUUAGAUUCGGCCGGUUGUAUCGAAACAUGUGCAUCGUUAGGACACAACACGGUAUAGUACAUGUUGUAAAUUACUCUAAUUUGUAUAAGCAGACAAUGACAGUGACCAUGUUGUGUAUAAAA